This is a messenger RNA of Pipistrellus nathusii (Nathusius's pipistrelle), 1683 nucleotides long. The record is from the annotation of a GenBank genome assembly. NCBI's taxonomy places the organism in Eukaryota, Metazoa, Chordata, Mammalia, Chiroptera, Vespertilionidae.
AUGCCGCGGGGCUUCCUGGUGAAGCGAACCAAGCGGACCGGCGGCGCGUACCGGGCGCGCCUGGCCCAGCGGGGGCUCCCCGCGCCCGAGCCCCGGGGGGGGCCGCCCUGCGCCCAGGAGGCUUCCGGGGCUCCCGGGCCGGAUGCGGAGCCCGCGGCGCCCUCCAGCCGGGAGCCGGGGAAGGGGCUGGAGGAGGCGGCGGCGGCCCGGGAACUGUCGGGUUCGCCUUGCCGGGCUUCUGGGGUGAGCCCGGGGGCGGGCGGGCGGGAAGGUGCCGCGUGGAGGGCGGAUGGCAGGGCGAGCCCCCGGCCCAGCACCAGCCCUGCCAAGCCGGUGGGCGUGGAGCUGCGCCGGGCGUUCCUGGAGCGCUGCCUCCGCUCGCCCGCCUCCGCCGAGUCCUUCCCCGGGGGCGCCGCCGCCGUGGCCGCUUUCUCCUGCGCCCUGGCGCCGGCAGCCGCGCCGACCUCGGGGGAACCGUUCCAGCUGCCGCUCCGGGCGCCGUUCCCGGAGCCCGAGCUGCACCCGGACCCCGCGCCGCUCCCGGCCGCCCUGCACGGCCCGAAGCGUCCCGCCCCCGGCGAACGCGGCCGCGCCAAGGCGCCUCCGGGCUGCGCGCCGGGCCCCGCGGCGGCCGCGGGAGCCAAGAAGCCCAAGGCCAUGAGGAAGUUGAGCUUCGCGGACGAAGUGACCACGUCGCCCGUCCUGGGCCUGAAGAUCAAGGAGGAGGAGCCCGGGGCCCCGGCCCGCGGCCCGGGGGGCAGCCGCACGCCGCUGGGAGAGUUCAUCUGCCAGCUGUGCAAGGAGCAGUACGCGGACCCCUUCGCGCUGGCCCAGCACCGCUGCUCCCGCAUCGUGCGCGUGGAGUACCGCUGCCCCGAGUGCGACAAGGUCUUCAGCUGCCCGGCCAACCUCGCCUCCCACCGCCGCUGGCACAAGCCGCGUCCCGCGGUGGCCGCCGCCGCCGCCGCCUCCAUGGACCGGAAGCUGCCUCCCCCGGCCUCCCCGGGCCCCGCGGCCGUGGCCUCUUUCCUGGCGGAGGGGAAGGAGAACAGCCGCGCGGAGCAGGCGGGGAAUCAGCACCUGCAGCCGAGGGACAGCUCCCGCGUGGAGCCGCGCCCGGACGGCGCCCCACCGCAGGGCCUCCCGGCGCUGUCCCCCCUCGAGGCGCCGCUGCCUCGGGUCCCCUACGCCGAAGGGGUAUUGGGGCGUCGGCUGCCCGGGCCGGGCAGUGCCGGUGGAGUCGGGGGACCCGAGAUCUUCGUGUGCCCCUAUUGCCACAAAAAGUUCCGCCGCCAAGCCUACCUGCGCAAGCACCUGGGCACUCACGAGGCGGGUGCGGCCCGCGCGCUGGCCCCGGGCUUUGGCUCCGAACGCGGGGUCCCGCUGGCCUUCACCUGCCCGCUGUGCGGGGCGCACUUCCCGUCCGCGGACAUCAGGGACAAGCACCGGCUGUGGCACGCGGUCCGGGAGGAGCUGCUCCUGCCAGCUUUGGCCGGCGCUGCCCCGGAAGCCCCGAGCCCGGGAGGGCCGUCCAACGGGAGUGCCCAGCAGAUUUUCUCGUGCAAGCACUGCCCGUCCACGUUCUUCAGCUCCCCGGGGCUGACGCGGCACAUCAACAAGUGCCACCCCUCCGAGAGCCGGCAGGUGCUGCUGCUGCAGAUGCCCCUGCGGCCCGGCUGUUGA